AGCCCUUUCCCUCUGUCGUGUUCAGUUAGUUUCCUUCUCCUCCAAUAUUCUCGCACUUUCUUCCCAUCCGAACAAAACCUUCAGAUCUAUCGAUUGUUUUCGGUGGCGAGUCUGUUAUUGCCGAGAACAGGGGGUGUGAUUCUAUUGCUCAUGAUGGAUGAAUUUCUGAAAUAUGGUAGGACCUGAACUGAAGCUGUAUCACGUUUCUGUGUUGAAGAUCCACUCCUUAGGCACUUUGAUACCACCGCUUCACUUAAGCAGAUAUCUCUGGAAGUAUUUUGCUGGAGAAGUUUAAAUGGAGAGAGUAUACGAAGAGCUGGAUGAAGUCAAAUUUGAAAAUGAGAAGCUCAAGGCCGAUAUCAAAAACAAGGCUGAGCUUCUUGAGAAUCUAAAGAGAGUCCAAAAUGAACAGCUCAUCAAAAUACAAGAGGCCAAUUCAACAACUGAGAAGCAGAAUCAUGAACUCGAGGAGAAAAAGAUGGAACUUUCUGAGUUGAAGCGAGCAAAUGAGGAUCUGAAACGUUCUUUGAUGGAAAAAGAGUCUAUUCUUAAGCGUGUGAGUGAUGCUAAUGAUAAACUCAGAACUGAGGGGGAAGAUAGGUAUCGGAAAUCUGAAGAGGAGAACAGAAAGCUGAUGUUGACUUUGGAUGAAGCGAAUGAGAAGAACAUCGAUCUAGAACAGAAAAUCAAUGUCUACAGGGCUGAGAUUGAAGGGCUCAAGGGGCAUCUAGCAGCAUCAGAGAAGAAAUUGAUGGAAGCAGAGAAAAAUGCAAAGGCUCCAAAAGAGCUUAGAGAAAGAGAUGAUAUAUUGAUGAAAUUAGAAGAGGAGAAGAGUCGAGUGGAAGAGACUCUAAAAUGGAAGAGAGAGCAGUUCAAACAUCUUGAGGAAGCUCAUAAAAACCUCCAGGAUCAGUUCAACACCAGCAGCAAAGAGUGGGAAAGAGAAAGAACCGCGCUUCUGGAUGAGAUCUCUUCUCUUGAGACAAAACUAGAUUCACAGACUAGAAUCUUAGAGGAUCUUCAGAAGAAAUUGCAGAUGUGCAACAACGCAUUGACCCAAGAAGAGACCCGAAGAAAACGUCUUGAAAUGCAAGUUUCAGAGUUUAAAUCUCGAUAUGAAGAUGCUUUUGCCGAGUGCCAGGAUGCCAGGUCACAACUUGACGAUUUGGCUGCCAAAAGAGACGAGGAAGUGGCAGCUCUGAGGCAUUCUUUGAGCACAAAGGAGGCUUAUUAUAAAGAAACGAACUAUCAGAAUGACAAGUUAGAAAAAGAAAACAGAGAGUUGUUGGUUUCUUUGAAGGAACUCCAGGAAGCUAGCAUUCAGGGAUCUGGAAGUUCUUCACUUUCAAAACUGAAAAACAAGCUCCGGAGUUUAGAACAGAUACACAAGCAAUGUUCGGCUAAUUUAAGAGGUAAAGAAGCUGAAUGGAGCUCUCAACUAGAGAAGAUGACUUGUGAGAUAAAUGUCUAUCAGUUACAGUUGCAAAGCAAGGAAGCUGCCUUGAAAGAGGUCGAGUUGGAACUGGAAUACUGUCAUUCUUCCCUAGUUGAAAUGAAGUUACAGUAUGAAGAGAUUUCAGUUAUGUUUUUAGUGCUAACUGAGACCAUCUAUGAGGCUGGGUCAAGGCUUCCAGAUUUCAAGGGAGAAAAGACUAUUGAUGAGGAAAGAGAAGAGAAGAGGUCAUUGAUACUGAUGAAGCAGCUAGAACAGAAAGAUGUCGUGCUGGCUAAAGCGCGAAGAGAGAUUGAAGAAGAGCGUGAAAAGGCCGCGAGCUUGCUGAUAAAGAUAGAGUUUCUCAAUCUCGUUGAAGAUCAGAAUCUUCAAAUGCAAAAAGAAGUAGCGAGGUGCAAGGAAAUGCUUGAGGAAUCAUCAACAAACCAGACCCGGAUGAAAGAAAAACUCAGGGAAAUUGAAAAUGACUAUGAUGAGAAACUAGGACAAGUUUGUGAUGCAUUGGAUAAUGCAAACUCGGAGCUACUUGAAGAACGAGAGAAGGUGGUGGAACUGACUAGGCAGGUCCAGUCUUUCAACGUUGUCAAAGAGAAGCAGUUGUCAUCCGAGAAAGAAAUUGAGAAGUAUAAGGAGAUGCUACAGGAUUCAGAUAAAAAUCAGGUUCUUUUAGAGGAGCGGAUUUUGCAGCUUGAAUGUGAUUCAAAGGAGAAAAUCAAAGAACUCUGUGGAAAGCUGAACUCUGCAAAUGCUAAGCUGGCAGAAGAGUCAGAGAAGACUGCCUCCAUGAUGAGAGAUAUAGGGUCAAUGCAUGAAUGUGAAGAGCAAAGGCAGAGGGAGCUAGAGAAUUUAAAGGAAAUGCUCGAGGACUCGACCAAGUGUCAACUUCUAUUGAAAGAGAGUAUAGGACAGGCGGAAAGCAACUCCGAAAGGAAACUUGCCGAAGUUUUCAAGGCCUUAGAAGUGGCGAAUUUCGAAUUGACUGAGAAAAUCUCUGAAGCACACGAGCUUGAAUUUGAAUUAUGGGUCUGGAAGUCUAUUGCUGAAAGACUGAAAGCUGAUCUUGAACAAAACCAGAACUUGCGCAAAAGAUUGGAGGCCUCUCUUCUUGAGCAAGUCAAAGUUGGAGAAGCCAUUAAGCAAGAAAGGAACGAGCUUGCUGAUGAACUAAAGGCCGUCAGUUCUGCGAGAUCAAAGACAGACGCUUCUUCUAAGUCGGAGAAAGAAACCCUUCUCCGGAUCAUGAGAGAGAAAAAUGAGAUCGAGGAAGCCCUCCAAAGAGAAGUGGAGAGUUUGGAACAAGAAUCACUCAGAAGGGAACUUGAAGGUGCUGUCUUUGUGCAUAUAACAGCAGAGGGAAAACUGGAGAAUGAGAGAAAGAUUCUCACUGGCCUUGUGGAAAAGAAAGACCAGAAACUACAUGAAGUGGAGCAGGAAUCGAAGCUGAUUUCUUCACUGCUGGAACAGAAGAAAGCCGAAGCUGAUUCCGUUAACAGGGCAUGGGAGAAGAUGGCAGAAUCGAAGAUCAUAGCUGAAGUGGAGAUCGAAGAGAAAAACAUGUUGAUCACGGGACUGGAAGAAGAAAUCUCAAACACAAGAAAGAUACUCGAAAUGUCGGAGAAAUUCGUCUCGUGUUUCAGACAAAAAGCAUCAGAGUUGGAAGCUGAACUGGAAAUGAAGCAGGAUGAGUUGAAAGAAGCGAACAAACAAACGGGAGAAAAGCUAAGAACUUCAGAUGAAAUGGUAGAGAAGCUCAGAGUCGAGAAGACAAACUUACAAGAGGAAGUCUCGAAGCUAUGGAGUUUGGUCGGUGAAUUCGACUGUGAAAUGUGGAAGCUGUCCAGUGAGGACAAGAAGAUGAUGAGAGCCCUCGAGAGCAUAACCCAUCGAUCUUCUGGAACAUGUGAUGGAAAGGAGAAUUCAGUCUCCGCCGCCAUUGUUGCUUCUCCAAGACCAGCAGCGACAAAGCAGGAGACCGCCAUUGAAGAGAGAUCGCCAUUUAGAUUACUCAACUAGCAAUAACUGAAAACAACCCUUUUGUGUUACUUUUUCCACAGACAUUGAUGAUUUGUUGAUGUUGUUCCAAUCCCA
Tarenaya hassleriana is the source of this 3541-nucleotide messenger RNA. RefSeq lists its product as uncharacterized. Lineage: Eukaryota; Viridiplantae; Streptophyta; Magnoliopsida; Brassicales; Cleomaceae. The record is from RefSeq and is a predicted model, not a curated record. The coding region runs from base 296 to 3466 and encodes 1056 amino acids. The transcript has 3 exons.